This is a messenger RNA of Aedes albopictus (Asian tiger mosquito), 7989 nucleotides long. RefSeq names its product oxidative stress-responsive serine-rich protein 1. Gene Ontology annotation, biological process: cellular response to hydrogen peroxide. The record is from RefSeq and is a predicted model, not a curated record. NCBI's taxonomy places the organism in Eukaryota, Metazoa, Arthropoda, Insecta, Diptera, Culicidae. The transcript has 3 exons. Bases 979 to 2052 code for a protein of 357 amino acids.
AGUGAACCAGAUUGUGUACAUCGCAUCGUCGAACCAACCGCGCGGAUGAGGAUUUUCUGUGUAGUGAAACAGUGACUGACAGCAGCCAUACAGAGGCAGACCAGUGUAGAAAAAGCAGCAAUUCCGUUCCCCAAAGAGUAAGUUCUCUGCGAUUCUAGUUUAGUGCAAUUAUGUAAGCAUAAUUUGUGGUGCAAAGUGUAGUUUAAAGUGCAGUGCGCAUAAUUUGACCAGAAAGUGCAUCGUCGGAACGGAAGACGAGCUGAAAAAUACGAAAAAAUAUCCCAUCAUCCCUGCUACGCCAUGACAUUUUCUUUCGAUUGUGGCUCCUCCUUGUUUGUGGUGUCGUCGUCGUCGUCAUCGUCGCUUCAGUAGUGAGUGGAGCGCAGUGUACCCAAUAAUACGCAAAAAAAUCCCCAUUCAUACAAUCUGAUGGUCUCGUGCGUGUCAUGUUGUGAUUUUGGCGAUUUAAAUCUCGGUCGGGGAAAACUUCCGCAAAUAACGUUAUCACCUAGAUCGAACAGUAUGUGUUUAGGCCACACUCUUGAGUGAGAGAAAGGAGGUCCACAAAAAAAAACCGAUACCAUUUAGCGCGGGAUUCGUCAUUGAAACUCGGUGGAAUGUCAUUGAACUUCCUGAUUAGCUGUGCAGGAACUGAAUCGUCAUAAUCCUCACUCGUACCCCGUGCUUAGCGCACAGUCGGACAGAGCAACACCAUCGUCAAUCGAUCGCGCGGUGGUCGAGAUCGCAGUGGAUUUUCAUUGAGCAGGUUGCAGGUUGUUUGAUGAACAUAUACCUAGUUGCUGAUGCGAAGGUAUCUGCGUGCGAGCGGUGCGGAGCACUACAGUCAAAUCAGUGAAUAAACGUAAACGUCGAAAGAAAUAGGAAUAAGCCAACGCAGUUUAUAGUAGAGUAGCAUUGGUGAUUGCCGCAGAUUGUACCAAACUAGCUUGGCGCCAACGAGACCAGUUCUGUGCAAAGAUGGCGACCGACGCGGACGACCAGGACUUCGACGAAACGUUGAAAAGUUUUCAACUGCUGACGGGUCUAUCCGCGGCACCGGCCGUAACCGUACCAUCCGGUGGCAACCCGUUCCAACUGGGACCAACCCCACUGGAGGCCUUCCGCAGCAGCGAAACGGUCGUGAAGCAAAUUUUCGGAACGCAUUGCGAGUGCGGUGCCGAAAGGAUGCUGCAGCCAGUCUGCAGUUCCACAGCUACCGCAGGAAAACCCAACACAACUCACAGCAAGCACACAACCACUAGUCUAGAGCACGGUAUUAUCAAUCCAACUCCGUUCAAACACAAGGCCAAGGGCGAGAAGAAGACGAUCGUUCGUGAGUCGAUGCUCAAGAACAUCGGAAAAUGCGUCCACCAAACUCUGGCCAAACAACAAAGCAGCAGUAUUCCCAAACAGCCCGGCAGGCAGCGACAAUGUUCCGGCACGUUACUCCCAGUGGCAACGACUGCGGCCCAGCUGAAGCCAUCGCUCUCGGAGAACAAUUUGACCAAAUGUUUCAGUAACGAAGACAGCGAUGAAAUGCUGGACUUCAGGUUACUCGUGGCCCAGUGCAGUGAGCUGACACUGUCUACCAGCAAGCCGCCGGACGGUGGUCCGAAUUUCUCGCAAAGCAGCUUCAAAUCCCUACGCCAUUCGCACCUGCCCAGUUUCCAGUUGAGUCGCCGUUCCACGGGAAGCAAUGCCUCCUACUCGCGCCGAAGUAGACGGGCCCGGCAGCUCAAGCGCAGCAACAGUACCUCGUCGCUCGAAUCGGACAGCAGCAGCAGCAACAGCGGCGUUCCGUUCGGAAUUGGACCCCCGCUGGUGGCACCCCUGGUGGGAUCGUCCGCCGCCAGCAGCAGCAGUAGCUCAGCCCAAUCACAGCAGCAACAAUCUCCCAGUGCUUCGUCGCCGUCGUCUUCCUGUUCGACGCAGGCCCGGCUCAACAACGUCAUGCCCUGCGACAUCACCAUCGACGAGAUGGCCAGCUACUUCGAAACGCUGGUGCACAUCCCGAAGAAGAUGUCCAGUAUGGCCGAGAUGAUGUACAUCUAAGGGCGCUAGGGAUCCUAGUUGGUCCUAGUACACACACACAAACACGUGUUAAACAGGGUGAGAUUUGGAAAGCGCUCUUCACUUGUUGCGAAGGAAUGCGAUCCGUCGGGCUGUGCUCAUACAUACAUAUUAGGUGUAUAACAUACGUAUAAUUAGAUUCGGUUAGGAUCUUAGUCACAUACAUACCACUGCUACAUAUAUUUUUCUAUAGGUACCACGUAAGGGCAGAUCUUGCGCAACCAAAAAGCGGAUUGCAUUCGAAUGUUUUAGGAUGUUAUAGCCUUUGGAGGAGAGUUAGUGCAUACUUUUAUGAUCGUAACACAUGUGUACGUUGAUACUAAAUUCACUAAUGAAGUUUAUCGCAAAGGAUUGUGUUUCCAUUAUCGAUUAUAUUUAGAGCGGGCUUCGGGAUCAGAACCUACAGGAUUAUACGAACGCUUCUAAUGUACUCCUAGUUACUAAUAAUGUGCUCUAAGCUUUGUGUAGUAAUCCCUCUCUUCAAUGGAAAUCUAUGUAAAUUCAGGAUGUUUUGGGUGUUCAAAAGUAAGUCCCCCACCAUCGGAAGCGCAAUAGGACAUGAAUGUACUUUCGUUGGGCCUCAGCAUGAGGAGCAAACUCUCUCCACUACUAGCAAAUCUGUUUUUGAGUGACUUCGAAGUUGGAUUGGAUAAAGAUAGCUGUUUCUCUCGAGUCUGGAGACGCUAUGUUGAGGAUGUCUUCGUAAUAGUCUAAGAGCGGUAUUUAUCCCAGAUGCUAGAACUAUUGAAUUCGCGAUAUAGAACUUUAAAGUUUACGGAAGAACCAGAAGCGGAGAAUAUAAACUACCCUCUCUUGACUUGAUGAUAUCGAGGAGGGAAGAUAUAAAUUGAAGUUUGUAAUACCUUCACGGAUCGGUAUAUAACAUCAAACUCCAAUCACUUCGGUAACCAGCAAAAAGUACUCGACGGCCCAUCGUCUCUACAGCAUAUCCACGGAAAGAGAUGAUUUCAUCGAGAGAGGAACAGGAUCCACAAAGUUGCUUAGUUAAAUAGGUACUAAAAGGAGUUUGUGGAAGAAUCUUCAAGAAAAAAACAAAGGAAGAAAUACAGCAGCAAUGCUGGAAAGGCGGAUGUUAGAAGGCGGAUGUUAGAAGGAUAAGCACCUUUUUUAUCUAAAGCUCACCAUACCUAUCCAAACAGUCCUCAACCAUCACAGAUUCCAGGUGGUAUACGAGAGCAGAGCAGCAACACCUGGAAGGAUGCGUUGUGCAAUCUGCACGACAGGAGUCCCAGCAGACGAAAAAUCCGGAUCUAACCAGAUACAGUGCCAAAACUGCCCACCGGUGUACGGGGUUUACCAGCUAUCGUGCCGAAACUGCCCAGUGGUGUUCAUUGGGCAAACACGCCGUAAGUUCAAAACUCGGUAGAGCAUGGAAGAACUUGUGAUUCAAGUAUACAAAUGCACAUCAUGACGCUAGGACAUACAGGAACAUACUACAGAGCAAGUGCUUAAAAAUGUCCUAAAAGUUACGCAACUAGGAUAGUGUUGAUUGCCCAUUAAUGAAUGAAGACGAUGCCCCAAUUAUGUCCUCUCUUUCUUGACUUGACUAAGCUGAGAAUUCAGUAAAAUACAAAGCUUCAACACGAACACUGCAUACAGUAGGAUUGUAGUGUAUUAGUUAUCUAUGUAGUCAGUCGGACAUCGCCUUGUCGAUGGGCAACAACGAGCUCGAAAUCGUUGUGGAAAUAAUAAGUGUUAUAUCCUCGCGUCGCGUCAUAUAAGUGUUGUCGAAGUUCUUACGUUAGCACAAAUCCCAAGAAUUGAAGCUUUCUUGAGUUGAUCAAAAGUUUUCUUUGGUACUUGGAGUUUCUUUUCUGUAUUUCUUCAGGAGUUUCUCCCAAGGUUCCAUCCAGAGGUUUUUUUUUCGGGAUUUUCUCCCAAAGUUCCUUCCGAUUUUUUUUCAGAUGUUUCUCUCAGUAUUUCAGAGAGUUGUUCCUGGGAUUUCUACUAGAGUUGCUCCCAAGAUUUCUGCAAAAGUUUUUCACGGGAGUACCUCCCUGCAUUGCUCCCAGAUGCGUUUCUGAUAUGUUUCCAGAGUUUCUAUCUGAUUUCCUUCCGGAGAUCCUUCCAACAUUUAUCUUCAGUUACUUCAGAUUUUUUUCUUAGUGGAUUUCCGGGAUGGCUUUUCAACAGAUUUUUGAUAGAUUUUUGUGAGAUUUCUGAAGGAGUUCUUCCAGGGAUUUCUCCCAGAGAGUUUUCCAGGAUUUAUGUUAGAUUCAUCGGCAUAUUUCUCUCAAAGGUUUGCCGAGUUCCUCCUGGAAUUACGCCAAUAUUUUGUUCCGGGAUCGCCACCAGAUUUUUGGUCCCGAGGUUUCCCAGUUUUUCUCACGAUUUCUUCAACAGGGCUGCCCGAAAUUUCUCGAAAGAUCUCACCUGGAUUCUUGCCCAUAUUUUCCCGGAUUUUCUUGCAGGGGAUUUUGUAGGAUAUUCUAAGAAAUAUUUUGAGAAAAGUUCUUGGGAAAAUCCCUUCAAGAACUCUUGGUACUUGUCCGAAAGCAACUAUUAAAGAAAUUCCAAAAGGAACACUAACAAUCCUGGGACAAUUUCCGGUAGAGAUCCUGGAAAGAACUCUGAGAGUAAUCCCGGGAAAAUCUCUAGGAAAUAUCAAGAAGAUUGUGUCAAAAAGAUCAGUGCGAGAAUUCCUGCAAACAACUACGAGAAAAAAAAACCUGCAAAAAUACCAGCAACAGCUCCUGUAAAAAUCGCAAAAAACGAAACUCGAAAAAAAAAAUCUCGGGAGAAUGACCAGGUUAGGUCCUGAAAACUCUGAGAGACAUCCAGGGAACAACACCGGAAGAAAUUCUUUGAAAGCAGUCCCGGGAGAACUUUUAAAAGGUAUCCCGUGCAAUUAUGGAAGAAAGCUCACGGAAAUUUUUUGAGGAGAUUACAGGAGGAUCUACGGAAGAACCACGUGAGGAAUUGUGGAAGUAAUACAGGGGAAACCUCUAGAAGAAAUCCCGGGGACAACUAUAGUAGACAUCCGAGCAAUAACUCCUGUAUAAACUCUGGGGGAAAUUCCGGGAAGAACUCCUGACAAAAUUCCAAGAGGGACAGCGAAAAAUUAUUCAAGCAGAAUCCCAAGAAAAAAAAGAUAUUCCGCGGCAACAUCUGAGAAUUACGGAAAGAACUAUUGGAGCAAUCCUGACAAAAUCUCUAAACAAAUCUCGGGAAAAGCCUGGAAAACCCUCUGACAAAAAUCACUGGAAGAACUCCAUGACAAACAUCAACAAAAGCUUCUGCAAAACUUUCCUAAAAGGAACUCCAGAAAAAAAACUGCUUUAACAAUCUAAUAAAACAGCCCAUGAUAAAUAAAAAAACUCUGGCACCCCGAGACCAACACCGAAACAAAGCUCAUGGGAAUUUCUCGUAGAAAUUGCAGGAGGAACUUCGGUAGAAAUCCCCUGAGGGACUAUGGAAAACUUCGAAGAAACCUCAGGAGCAACUCUAGUAGGAAUCCCAGGAUUGACUCCUGUACAAACGCUGGGAGAAAUUCCGUGUGGAACUCCUGAGGAAAUUCCCGAAGGCAAGAAAUUGCGAAAAAUCAUUCAAGAGGAAUCCCAACAUCUAUAAAAUGUUCUGUGAAAAACUGCGAUAAAGAUCCAGGAAUAUUUCAUGUUAAAGCUACUAUAGAAAUGUCAAACGGAACGGCCAUAAUCUCGGGACAGUUUUCGGAAGGGCUUCCAGAAAGAACUCUGGAAAUAAUCUCGGGAAAAUCUCUAAAAAAUCUCAGGAGGAUCACUGUAAGAAAUCCUGCAGACAAGUACGUGGAAAAACCUGAAAAAAUCUGUGAAAUAAAUCGUGAUGAAAACUCAAUGAGAAAUAUCAGUAAAAGCCUGUGGAAAUCCCAAAAAAAAUAAUCUGUGGAAGAAACUCUGAAAAAAAACUGAGAAACAUUCCGGGAGUAACACCGGAAAGAAUCUUCUAAUAGAAAUCCCUGUAGAAACUUAGAGAGAAAUCUCAGAUGUAACUUCAAAAGAAAUUCGUAAGAACGUUGAAGAAACAUUCCGGGAGAAACUAGCUAGAAGAACGCCCACAGAUUUUUUUUGGAGAAAUAACAGGAGAAACUCCGGAAGAAAUCCUUCGAAGUUGUGUGGAAGCAAUACAGGGGAAACCUCUGAAAGAAAUCCCGGGAAAAACUCUAUUAGAAAUUCCUGGAAUAGUUCCUGCUGUAGACAUUUCGGAAACUCCUGGGGAAACUUCGAAGGGAAUUGCGAAAAAACAUUCAGCAGAAAUCUCGAGAGAAAAUCUGAUAAAUCUCGCGCUUAGUAUAAUAUUGAAACACGCCGAGAGAUCAUCCGAAUAUUGGUCAUAUUUCCCGGAAUAAUCCGAAGAGAAAAUCGAUGAAGAGAAACCGAUCAUUGUAGAUACGUCUGUAUGAUACUAAACGCGAUAAAUGCUCCUGUAGUCUUCCCGGAAUAAAUCUUCGGAGAAAUCCCACUAAUUUCUUUGGAUAAAACGCAGGAGAAACUUCGAGAAAGUUCGGCAAGGGAUUCUUGGGGCAUUAGUGAGAAAACAUCUGGAAGAAAUUCUGCAAGAUCCCUGCGAAACAUUUCAGGAAAAAUCGGUCACAAUUAAAGAAUCCUCAAAGAUUAUGCAGAAGGAUUCCCGGAUGAGAAUCUUGAAAAAUUCCAGGAAGAAUUUCUGGGAUUAAUUCAAGAGGGAAUACUAAGAAAAAUUCCGUAUAAAAAUAUUUACGGAAAUUUCCUUCCGUAAGAAGUUCUAGAAGUCAUUUCAAGAGGCCUCUCUAAAGAUGUUGCAGAUCGAAACCCUGACGGAGUCUCUGCAGAAAUCCUUGUUGAUAAGUUCUAUAGCGAUGGCUACCCAUCAAAUAGGCAGAAUUAAAUAAAAGGAUUAGAGACAAAAGGAAAGGCAUGAACAAGAGAUCGAAGGAAUGUUUGGUAAAAAAUCUUCGAAUGUCGCCUGUAGUUUUCUUAUAGAAACCUUUAGUAAUGGUUACUGAAUUAGGUUAGGAAAUUUCUAGGCGAGCAUCCAGAAGGCUCCCCUGGAAAUUUCCUAGGACAUUCCAUCAGGAACUCCCAAAAUCGUUCUGAAACACCUUAAGAUACAACAAUGCUAGAAAUGCAGACCAGCGAAAGUACACUACUGUCUUGUUGCGUUCCGGACCCUAGAGAAUCGCGCGUGGUAGCUUUACGUUUUACGAUUUAGUCUAUUUAGGCAUAACAUGUGCUGUGUUUAUACUUUUAUGUUCCCUUUCAGGAUGCUUGGAAGUUGUUUUCGACCCUAUUUUUGUCAGUAGUAUAAAUAGGUGUAUCCCAUUUGGUAUAAUGGUCGUUUGGUAUAACAUAAUGUAUGUUCCUUCUUUUGCAAUUUGCUUUUCUUCAUUUUAUAUGCCAAACGGCAUUAUGUCACCCGGGGUACUCCCGUAUAAAUGAAUCUUUUACUAAAUCAAAUAACCUCUUUGUACCCUACACGUGUAGAAAUUUAAGAUCAAGAGAAGCUAGGAGAAAAACCACCCAUACGGUGUGGUACACCCUCACAUAAAAGUAAAACUUUUAUAUAAAACACUUAGGACAAUUCCUAGAUAAUGAACUUUGGACAAGUCAAAAUUUCGAUCGAUGUAAGGAUAAAAGCGGACUGUGAAGACCUCUGAACACAUCUCACCUGUGGAGUCUUAUACUAGCAAGGUAAACCGUAGCAGCCAGGGUUUUUUUUCUGUUUUCGUAGGCUAAACUAAACAAAAUUGAUCGGUAUCAUACACAAAGGCAUACAAAACAGCAGCAGAGGUGGAAAUCUGUGUGCUUUUUUAACGACUAGGUAUGAUGUGAACUGUUGAAUGUGCAUGUAAAAGAUACACCGAUCCAAACAUGUGUCGAGUGGUGUAGUACUACAUGAGUUGAAAUAUUUUUCAAUAUAAACAGAAUUUACUGAAAAAAAUGA